This is a messenger RNA of Gastrolobium bilobum, 2486 nucleotides long. Its product is annotated as protein SENSITIVE TO UV 2. Gene Ontology annotation, biological process: DNA damage response. The coding region runs from base 47 to 2179 and encodes 710 amino acids. The transcript is spliced from 12 exons. The record is from RefSeq and is a predicted model, not a curated record. Lineage: Eukaryota; Viridiplantae; Streptophyta; Magnoliopsida; Fabales; Fabaceae.
AAAAGAGAAGAGUAAAGGCCCUAAGCACAGUGGAAGGUAGCGGGAGAUGAUGAACAACAAGAGUGAAGACAGAUUCUCCGAUGACGAUGUCUGGGAGGACGCCAUGCUCGAAGAGUUAAUCAAAACCGAAGAGCUUGUCCUCUCUUCAAAGGCAAAACCACCUUCCAACCCUUCACUCUCUCACCCUCCUCCUCUUCCUGCCAUUUCCUACGUUCCUCAACAACCGCUUCGUUCCGUCGCGGUUUCUACCUGCGACGCCGCUGGCUUCUCGCCACCCCGAGAGCUUUCUCAGAGGACCACCCUUUUCGAUUCUCUUCAUCACUCUCCCUCUCGCCCUCCUAAACCCGAUUCCGAUAAAGACCUCGAAAUUUCCCGCUUAAAGAGGGAGCUGGGACGUGCAACAAAGCAGAUUGCUAAUCUGGAAAAGGAGUGUCUCAAGUUCCAGAAUGAAGAAAAAAGUGGUCGUAUUAAAUGUUCAGAGAGCAUACACAAGGAUUCUGAAAUUCUUGCUCUCGACUAUGAUAAAAUCCCUUCAAAAUUUCCAAACGGAGUAUCUUCAAAUAAUCUGGCUGUUGAGACAACUUUUAAAGCUAUAGGAAUUCAAACAGACAUGGUUAAUCAUCAAGAAGCUCAAGGUUGCAUAUGUGAUGAUCUGCCUGAUUAUAGUGACCUCUCCCAAAAGUUGGUGGCAGUAUGGGGAUCUCCAACUGACAAAAAGCUGGGAACUAACGCGAUAUCCAAGUUGCUUGUGGGUUGUCAAAGAGAUUUUCAUAUUCUUUUUGGCUGCAUGAGCAUGAGUCUGCCCUCUGAAAUAACAAGAGAAUUACUUACAGAUAUAAGCUCUUCAGGAGUAGCUUUGCAUUAUCUGAAGGAUUGUUUUCAUACAACAGAAGCAGAAAAGGUGUCACAUCUUUACCUUGCAUUGACAAAGAUAGCUGAUGGAACAUAUGUGUUGGAAACUUUGAUAGAACCGUUACUUGAUCUCUGUGGUAUGGAAAAUGUUGUUAUUGUUCGUAGCUCUCUAUGUAUUCUGCAUACUCUUCUGAAGCUCCUAAUGGAACUGGAAAAGAAUUUUGGAAGAAGGGACAAUGUCUUCAUUGAAGGACUUUGCGAUGGGAAGGACCUUAUGGAUUCUGGCAGAUUGGAAGAUGUAAAAGAUGGGACUCUGCUCAGGGACAAUGUCUUCAUUGAAGGACUUUGCGAUGGGAAGGACCUUAUGGAUUCUGGCAGAUUGGAAGAUGUAAAAGAUGGAAAGUUCUUCAACAAAGAAAUGCUAAGCAGAAAAGAGUGCUGGAACCAUCAAAACGCCUUACAACCUCAUGUAAAUUGGCUUUAUCUUUUUGAGAUAAUGCAUCAAAUUGCCAUGAGGAUCACAGAAGAAAGCGUGAGAGUGGAGGCAGCAACCAUCAUGAAGCUGGUUCUCCUGAGAAGUAAUGCUUACUUUGAGAGGGAGCAGUUUAGCCAGAAAAUAGUUUUUAAAACCAUUUCAGAAUUGCUUAAGAAGGAUGCUGGGCUGCGUGUUAAAAAACAUGCUCUAAGACUUCUGUACCUCGUACUAAAUUGUCCUAAAUUGUUGGCCACUUUCUGCUGUGGUUGCAAAGAAGGGGAUGAUAGUAGUGCUAUGGAUGACAGUGCAUCUGCUUCAGAUUUCCAAAAUUUUAAAAUCAUCCUUCAAGGAUUGGCUGAUUGUGUAGCAUCUAAUGGAGGUGGUUUACAAGAGUUGAAAAUAAGCAGAGAUGCUAUUCUUGUGCUGGCAUUCCUUGCAUCAUCCGGACAACCUGGUUUUGAAAUCCUCGUUGGGCAUAGGCUCCCUAGAGGGGUAAACUAUCUUAUGUUGAUUUUGCAAUUACUGGUAUCAGAGAUGGACCUUGAAGCUGGAGCACCCGAGGAGCAGCCUGAAAUUUUUAGGGAGAGGACAUUUCUAACACGGGAGAUACUCAUAUUACUUAACAGACUAGUGUCCAGUCCUUCAUAUUCUGCUACUGUUUUGCGCGGUUUAACGAGCACUAGGGAUAUGGCUGGCUUAUCAAUUGAUGUUGCAAGCAGAUUAUCUCGGAAAGGGAAGAAAAAUGAGCAGCAGGACAACGUGGUGAAGCAUAUAAGAGAAACUGAAAUCGUUGACCUUGCUCGCCUGUUCAAGAAAAGGGUAUUCACAUAUUUAGGAGAUGACUUAUUAUGAAGUCUCAUAUUCCAUUGAAGUUUUUUGUAUAUAUGCAUGCAUGAAUCAUUCUACUCAGGUAGGAACGAAGGCAGCGAAGGCACGCUAGUUUUUUGGAGGACUAUAGUAGCAUGAAUUUGUGGUAAGUUUCAGCAGUCGUACCUGGCGGAGAAAAUUUUGAUUGUUCUGACAAAUGUAUCUCUUAUUCAAAAUUUUGUAUAGUUGGAAGACUUCAUUUAGUGCAUAACGUGAUAUCAUUUGGAAUGUGGCCAUUAAUUAAGCAAUGGGUGGUCGAAUAAAAUGAUGUCACAUUAAUCUCUUAUUUUUU